GGGAUGGAAUAUGGCGCCAUACCUGAUGGAAGCAUCACUGCAUCUUCGUACUACCAUCCGGAUUUACGGCCCUUGUACGGUCGGUUAAACGGAGUUCGUGGUCACGGUUCCUGGGCAGCCACAACCAGCAUCAUCGGACAAUGGUUGCAGGUUGAUUUGGGAGAGAUGAAGCGCGUCACGGGCACCGUCAUUCAGGGUCGUAACCGAGGGGCCGAACAGUGGGUGACGUCAUACAAACUCCGGUACAGUGCAGAUGGGACUGUUUGGACCACAUAUCCGGGCAGCGAUGGAUCUGACAUGGUUUUUCCAGGCAACGCGGACAUGAACACUCCUGUGACGAACCUACUGGACAACCCCAUUACUGCCCGUUUUGUGCGCUUCUAUCCCCAAACCUGGCAUAAGCACAUGAGUAUGAGGGUGGAGAUUCUAGGCUGCAGCACUGACAGUAUGUUUCUGUUGUUGUCUUGGUUAGAGUCUAGUUCACUUGAUGUGUUUUAUUAA
Molecule: messenger RNA, 501 nt
Organism: Branchiostoma belcheri (Belcher's lancelet)
Lineage: Eukaryota; Metazoa; Chordata; Leptocardii; Amphioxiformes; Branchiostomatidae
Product: lactadherin-like
Exons: 3
Coding region: 4-501 (165 amino acids)
Source: RefSeq, a predicted model, not a curated record